AUGGAAAUGGUUCAAGAUGGUCAUGUUGGCAUAGGCGAGCAAGUAGCUACUUUCUUAAUCAUAUUAUCUCCCCAUACCAAAAAUUGCAGCGUACAAGUUAGGUUCUAUAGGUCUGGUGAAACUAUUAGCAGGUAUUUUCAAAAGGUAUUGUGUUCGGUUUUCCGUGUCCAAAGUAUCUUAUUUGCAAAGGCAGACCCUGUACCGGAAGAUUGUGUAGAUCCCAGAUGGAAAUGGUUCAAGGGUUGUCUAGGAGCAUUAGAUGGAACUUACAUAGAUGUCACAGUCCCGAAGAGUGAUAAAUCUAGAUAUCGGACGAGAAAAUCUAGAAUAUCCACCAAUGUCUUAGGAGUUUGCAAUCGGAACAUGAAUUUUGUCUAUGUCCUUAGCAGUUGGGAAGGAUCGGUAUCUGAUUCAAGGGUACUUAGGGAUGCUAUUACUCGAUGUAAUGGCUUGAAAAUACCUAUUGGUAUGUCUAAAUUAAUCUUUUGAAAAGAAUAAUAGCUAUUGUUUAUGAGAAUUACAAUGUAUUUCUUAUAUUUUUCCAUCCUUCCGUUUUAGGGUGUUAUUACUUAGUGGAUGUU
Arachis ipaensis is the source of this 581-nucleotide messenger RNA. The record is from RefSeq and is a predicted model, not a curated record. Lineage: Eukaryota; Viridiplantae; Streptophyta; Magnoliopsida; Fabales; Fabaceae.